This is a messenger RNA of Scheffersomyces stipitis CBS 6054, 1809 nucleotides long. RefSeq lists its product as uncharacterized. The record is from RefSeq and is a predicted model, not a curated record. Lineage: Eukaryota; Fungi; Ascomycota; Pichiomycetes; Serinales; Debaryomycetaceae. The transcript has a single exon. Gene Ontology annotation, cellular component: mitochondrial inner membrane. Bases 1 to 1809 code for a protein of 602 amino acids. Gene Ontology annotation, biological process: mitochondrion organization; lipid homeostasis.
AUGGCUCUAUUGAAAUGCAACUUUCCACAUCAUGUUUUUCUUCUACAGUUACGCAAAAAGAUGGUUUUGACGACACGUAUAGGCACAGCUUGUGCUGUGACCCGUCACAGUGUCGGACCGAUGGCAGUCGGUUUCCGAGGGAUGAGUCCCCGUAUCUCGUCAUCUCUCACAAGACGUUUCUCAACCUUUGCCAGAUCUGGCCCCAAGCCUAGAUCUUUCAAAAGGAUGUUCACAGUAGGUGUAGCACUUGGCUUAGGAGGCUCGGCAUUAUACUACACUAACGACAAUGUCCGUCACGUGGUUCUUACGGCAGAAAGGGUCACGGUGGUGACAGUUGCUGUCUUCAGGUGUUUCAACAUGUACUUACAAACGCUUGGGAAGGACUACGAGUCCCGUGAAGAGCGCUCCAAGGCGUUAAAGAAGACCCACAAGCGAGCAGCUGAUAUCACCUUGAGAGCCUUAGAGACGAAUGGAGGUAUCUACAUCAAGUUGGGUCAGCAUAUCACUGCCCUUACCUAUUUAUUGCCUAGAGAAUGGACAGAUACAAUGAUACCCUUACAAGAUCAGUGUCCUCGUUCGUCCAUGGAGGAGAUCGAGAAAAUGUUUGUCAACGAUUUGGGUACCUCAGUGAAUGAUAUGUUUUCAGAGUUUGAUCCAGAACCGGUCGGUGUAGCCUCUUUGGCACAAGUCCAUAUAGCAACGCUCAGAGAGUCGGGCGAAAAAGUGGCUGUCAAGAUCCAGCACCCUUCCUUGCAAGAAUUUGUUCCUCUUGAUGUUUUCUUGACGAAGACCGUGUUUGAGUUGAUGUACAAGUUUUUCCCAGAAUACCCCCUCACCUGGCUUGGUGAAGAAAUGCAGAGCUCUAUCUUUAUCGAAUUGGACUUUACAAAAGAAGCAGAAAAUGCUCAAAAGACGGCUGCUUACUUCAAGGACCUCAAGAGAGAGACUGCUUUGAAAGUUCCUAAGAUUGUCGAAGCUCAGCAAAGAAUAUUGAUUAUGGAAUAUGUAGGAGGUGCCAGAUUAGACAACCUCGAUUAUUUACGAGAACACAACAUUUCUGCCGCCGAUGUUUCGUCGUGUUUGUCACACAUAUUCAACGACAUGAUCUUCACGCCAGGCGUAGGAUUACACUGUGAUCCUCAUGGAGGUAACUUGGCUAUUAGAGCUCUAGAAAACUCGGAAUACAAGAACGGCCAUAACUUUGAAAUCAUCUUAUAUGACCAUGGUUUGUACAGAGAUAUACCGGUUCAGAUGAAACGUGAUUACUCUCACUUCUGGUUGGCUGUUCUUGAUAGUGAUGUGCCCAAAAUGAGAGAGUACGCUGAGAAGUUUGCUGGAAUACAAGGCGAUCAAAAGUUCAGAAUCUUUGUCUCUGCCAUCACCGGAAGAGCUCCAGAAAAUGCAUUGAACGACAUCAAGAAACUGAGAUCCGAAGAAGAAAUUAGGAUCAUCCAAAACGAGUUGAACUACCUGGAAGGUGUUCUUGAAGACUUGAUGGAUAUCUUAAGUUCUAUGCCGAGAAUGGUGUUGUUGAUUCUCAAGACAAAUGACUUAACAAGGAGCUUGGAUGAGAAUUUGAACAACCCCUUGGGACCUGAGAGAACCUUUUUGAUUUUGGCAAAUUACUGCGCUCGUGUAGUUUACGACGAAGAAAACGAGAAAAUAGCCAAGGAGUACAAAUCGUAUUCGGUAAAAAAAUUUGUUCAUUACUUGACCAACUGGUGGUCCUACCACAAAAGAACUAGCCAAUUGUUCCUUUAUGACUUUAUCGUCAUGCUACGCAACGCUAGAAGGAGACUCUCCUUGUAA